AUGUUCUCUCCAUAUUCGGAGGAAUUCGACGUUCCUGACCCUACUCUUCGACCAUGCGACUUUGAAAUAUCACCUCCCACUUCCAAGCGCAUCAAGACCUCAGCGGCAAGCGCCCCGCCACACCUACUCGCCCAACAACAACUCCACCCAUUCCAUCGGGUGCCGACAUUUGAGGGUAUCCCGAUCCCAUCAGCUCCGAUUCCCCAACAAACAUCUUCAACGUCGCGGAAACGACCUCCAUCUCCUUCGGCUGGCCCAUCAGGCAUGAUGGCGAGCCCGAUGCCCCCCGCCUCCCGACUUCCAUUGAACCCACUCCUAAGAAAAAGGGGUCGCACCAAUACCCCAUGGACUGCGGAAGAGGAACAACGAUUGAAGACGAUGCGGGACGCAGGACGUAGCUGGAGUGAGAUUGCGAAGACUUUCCCCACGCGCACCGAGGGUAGCGUGAAGAAGCAUUGGUAUAAAGACAUGCACUAUGCCGAAUUCGCCGAGGAUGAGUCUAUCAAACUCCGUGAAGCCAUCAAGGAGUAUGAGGCGAACAAGUGGAAGGUCAUUGGCCAGAAAGUGGGAAAACCUGCUAAAGCGUGUGAGCAAUAUGCCAAGGAGCAUUUCAAGACCAUUUAA
This is a messenger RNA of Penicillium taxi, 624 nucleotides long. Its product is annotated as SANT/Myb-like DNA-binding domain-containing protein. Gene Ontology annotation, biological process: positive regulation of transcription by RNA polymerase II; mitotic cell cycle. The record is from RefSeq and is a predicted model, not a curated record. Lineage: Eukaryota; Fungi; Ascomycota; Eurotiomycetes; Eurotiales; Aspergillaceae. Gene Ontology annotation, molecular function: RNA polymerase II cis-regulatory region sequence-specific DNA binding; DNA-binding transcription factor activity, RNA polymerase II-specific. The transcript is spliced from 7 exons. Bases 1 to 624 code for a protein of 207 amino acids. Gene Ontology annotation, cellular component: nucleus.